This is a messenger RNA of Bipolaris oryzae ATCC 44560, 1176 nucleotides long. RefSeq lists its product as uncharacterized. The record is from RefSeq and is a predicted model, not a curated record. NCBI's taxonomy places the organism in Eukaryota, Fungi, Ascomycota, Dothideomycetes, Pleosporales, Pleosporaceae. The transcript has a single exon. The coding region runs from base 1 to 1176 and encodes 391 amino acids.
AUGCCUCCAUCUAACCCUCCCCGCGCAGACACCAACUCAGACUCAGGCGCAGAAACAACCUCAAGCUCCGACUACGACUACGCCGCCCCCAGCACCGGCUACGGCUUCGCCUACGACUCGGAGAUCGAAGCGCGGCACGCGGCCCGGCGUGCAGAACGCGAGAAUACCGUCGGUAGCACUGUGUAUCUGAGCGAGCGGGAAGGCGAGGCAUCGGGGGAUACUUGUAGUGGGUUUUCGUCGUCGAAUAGUGGAGAAGACGAUUCUAACGAUGCUGACGGGGGUAGUAACGCUGGAGAUGAAGUACAGGAGCAGCAGGUAGGUGAGCAGUGGGAUGAGCAAUACGAUCCAGAUCUAGAAGAAGGAGCGAUCUUGAGUCCUCCGCCGGCGGAUCGGAGUAGGAAUCGGGAUGGGGCGUUUGAGGGGAGGGGGUAUGCUGGGGAGAGGAGUGAGGGCGAGGAUGUGUCUGCUGAUGCUAGUGCUCAGGAAGAUGGGGUUGGAGAGCAAGCGCCGCAGAUGCGACGUAGAUUCUAUGGGCGCCAGCGCGCUGGGAUUGCGUAUCGGGGGGGUUCUGGGGAUGCGGAUGCGGGGGCGGGUGCUCAGGAGGAUACGGAUGAGGAUAUGGAGGAGGGGGAAGAUGCGAUUGGGGGGCACCACCAUCACGUGCCGCAUAUACACCGUAGAAUCUACGGGCAGCCGCGCGGGGGGGAUACAUACGGUAGGGACUACUCGGACGACGAUGCGAGUGCGGGGGCUGAGGAUCAUGCAGACGACGAGAUGAGCCCGGAACCCGAUGCUCGUCGUGAUAACGCCCAGCGAAUCAUUCCUGAGGCGUUCCUGUAUCGCGAACCAGUGGUUAGUAUGAUGGUUGCGAAUCUCUUCAUGCAGCAGUGUACGCAACCCUUGUCCGCAGUUGUUAGUGGUUCUGAGCCGCCGAACACAGAGUGUCCGAUCUGUCUGGAGCCACCGUCAGAGACGCAUGAGUGCGUUCAGAUUCGGGGUGUACCGGGGUGCACACAUCUUAUUGGGCGGGUGUGCCUGAGGCAGUGGUUUGUCAAUCGGCCAGAUGGCGAAAAGAAUUGUCCGCUCUGUCGUACGCAGUGGUUGUCGCAGCAGGGGAUUUGGGAAAUUGAAGACGAGCUGAUCGCAGAGCUGGUGCCGGGGCCAUGGCGGGAAUAG